Acomys russatus (golden spiny mouse) is the source of this 1556-nucleotide messenger RNA. It is a transcript of the gene Hapln4, whose product is annotated as hyaluronan and proteoglycan link protein 4. The coding region runs from base 12 to 1313 and encodes 433 amino acids. The transcript has 5 exons. The record is from RefSeq and is a predicted model, not a curated record. Lineage: Eukaryota; Metazoa; Chordata; Mammalia; Rodentia; Muridae. Gene Ontology annotation, molecular function: hyaluronic acid binding. Gene Ontology annotation, biological process: cell adhesion.
CUUGCAGGCAGAUGCCAGGAUUGCGCUGCCCGUGGGACUUGCUGGCCAGACCGCUGUGCGCGUGCGCAGUCGGGAAGCGCACGGGUCGCUCGGCGGGGGCCACGACCAGGAUGGCGUGUGCUCCGGCGGCCCUCGGUCCCCGCGCGCUCUGGGCUGUCGCUUGGGGACUCCUGCUCCUGGUCCCCCUGCCUGCCGGGGCACAGCGUGGCAGGAAGAAAGUCGUGCACGUGCUGGAGGGCGAGUCCGGCUCCGUGGUGGUGCAGACGGCGCCCGGGCAGGUGGUGAGCCACCGCGGUGGCACCAUCGUUUUACCCUGCCGUUACCACUAUGAGGCGGCCGCCCACGGCCACGACGGCGUCCGCCUCAAGUGGACGAAGGUGGUAGACCCAUUGGCUUUCGCCGACGUCUUCGUGGCUCUGGGCCCUCAGCAUCGAGCCUUCGGUCCCUACCGAGGGCGAGCCCAGCUGCAGAACGACGGGCCAGGGGACGCCUCCCUGGUCCUCCGAAAUGUCACCCUGCAGGACUACGGGCGCUAUGAAUGCGAGGUCACCAACGAACUGGAGGAUGACGCCGGCAUGGUCAAGCUGGAUCUGGAAGGCGUGGUUUUCCCCUAUCACCCGCGCGGAGGCCGCUACAAGAUGACUUUCGCGGAAGCACAGCGCGCUUGCGCCGAACAAGAUGGCAUUCUGGCGUCCGCCGAGCAGCUGCACGCGGCCUGGCGCGAUGGCCUGGACUGGUGCAAUGCCGGAUGGCUACGCGAUGGCUCUGUGCAGUACCCGGUGAGCCAGGCCCGGGAGGCCUGUGGCGGGGCUGGGAGCCCUGGAGCUGGUGGCGGCACCACCGGGGGCGUGCGCAACUAUGGAUAUCGUCAUAACGCCGAGGAACGCUACGAUGCCUUCUGCUUCACGUCCAACCUCCCAGGCCGCGUGUUCUUCCUGAAGCCACUGAGGCCGGUGGCCUUGGCCGGGGCGGCGCGUGCGUGCGCGGCGCGGGGUGCGACGGUGGCCAAGGUUGGGCAGCUGUUCGCCGCAUGGAAGCUGCAGCUGUUGGACCGCUGCACCGCAGGCUGGCUGGCGGAUGGCAGCGCGCGCUACCCCAUCGUGAAUCCUCGAACUCGCUGCGGGGGCCCUCGGCCCGGCGUGCGUAGCCUCGGUUUCCCCGAUGCCUCCCGACGCCUGUUCGGUGUCUACUGCUACCGUGCUCCGGGUGCCCCAGACCCGGCUCCAGGAGGCUGGGGCUGGGGCUGGGCAGGCGGAGGAGGCUGGGCUGGAGGGUCGAGGGACCCGGCUGCCUGGACCCCGCUGCGUGUCUAAGACCUGGGAGGAUCUUUUGGGGAUGUUGGUGGCUGAUCCAGUGGCCCUACGCAACUCCUGGAUACAGCCCACGCCUCAGCGAUCCCUUGAACACACGACACACCCCUGCGGUGAGCUGCAAGCUGACCCAGCUACUUGUGGUCUUUGGACACUGAAUACACCUCCUAAGGUUUCCUGGAUACGUGACAUACCCCUGUGGUGAACUGCAGGCUGACCCACCUGGUGUGGUCCUUGGUCACUGAC